UUUUUUUUUCCUGAAAGAGCUAUUUGCAUUUAAAGAAGCUGACUGCAAGUGUGUGGUGGGGGGGGGGGGGUGGGGGACAAAAUACCAUAUGAAAUGAGCAGAGUAACAGUUUUUAAAUGGGAACGCAGCCCUCACACCACCACCCCUCCCCCAGGCCACCAGGUCUGUGCAGCCUGGGUUCAUUGGGGUGAAGGCAGCUGGCUGAGAUCACUAAUUUGCUCUUAUUUUCUCUUCUAGUGACACGUAUUUUGCUUCUGUUUUAAGACCUGGGAAGCCCUGGUUCACCCCAUCCUACAGGGGUGCUCCCUGGGGCUAGGGGUGCAAGGAGGGCGGCUAGGGACCAGCUGGGGUCACUGCGCGGCCAGGUGCCACCUGUCAUCCUCCAUCCCACACAGUCUUCCCAAGCAGGAUGUCCCAAUCGCGGGGGCAUUGCUCCCCUCUGCCGUCUCCAUCGCUCUGCAGCUCUGCAUCCUGCUCUCCUGUUGCUCAGAGAUGUGGAGGCAGUUGCUAAGAGACACCGAAACGUCAGUAUCUGGCCCUCAAGGAAAAAAAAAAAAAAAAAAAGGAGAAAGAGAGAGACAAGGGAGGACGAGGAGGAGGAGGGGAGGAAGGAGGUGGGGAAAGACCUGCUCUGAUUGCCAGGCUCGGCAGCAGCCUUGGCUGCAGGAGCCACGCACCCAACUUGACGGACCCCCAUCUCACCGCCCGAGCCCAGCGGCUGCUGAGCUGAGCCCCUCUUGUCUCCAGGCAGCGUGAGUACCCGGGGAUCCCGCAGUCCCCCGGCACUAUUGGAGGGAUUGGCGGCCGUGGCAGGGAAGGAGGGCAGCAGGGGCGGUGGUUUCCCCUGCACAGUGGGUGAGAUGGGGAAAGAAUGGAGCUGGGGAGGGCAUGGGUGUGCUGGGUGAGGGAGGAAGGAGCUAAGAUGGCCAGGCAGCGGGGGCAGAGCAGGCCGGCAGUGGGGCCGCUGGGGCAAGGGAUGCCGUGCGCUGGGAGGGGGCUAUCCCUGUGGGGGCUGGCAAAGAAGGCAUCCCUGGCAGCGGGCAGAGCAUUGAAGGUGGGGACCCCCCUGGCUCUGCUAGGACAAGCCGAGUCGGUGUGGCUGGGCCCUCCGUUUGGCUAAAAGCACGGGGGCUGGAUGAGGAGGGGCACGGGUUCAUGGGGAUGGUGUGGAUGCCCCAUGAGCCACACAGCUCCAGCAGGGCUUGCUGCUAGCUUGGGUUUCUCUCACCCCUCUUUUCUGCAGGCAGCUGCAAGCAGCCCGCACCGGCCCUGUGGGGAGGCUCAGUGGGCCCCGAAUGUCUCUGGGAUGCCCCAAGUGUCGCUUUGCUAGCUCAGAGCCUGGGUGCGGUCCCAAGUGCUUCCUCCACCACUGCCAGUAGACUUUGCUGGGUGAGCCUUUCCCCGGCUGGGAUGGCCACCGCACUGUGACGGCAGAGGAUGCUGUCGCGGUGCAGCCGGCAGGCUGUCCCCGCACUGAGGCCGGCUGGCAUGGCACACUGCAGGCUCUGAGAUGGGCCUGGGGGCAGGCCGCCGGCCCACCAUGCUGCUGGGCCCCUGGCUGGUGGCGGUGGUGGCGGUGGUGACGGCGGGCGCCGGUGCAGGCUGCCCGGUGCUGUGUACGUGCCGCGGGCAGGCGGUGGACUGCAGCGGGCAGCGGCUCUUCUCGGUGCCCGCCGAGCUGCCCUUGGACACCGGCAACCUCAGCCUGGCCCACAACCGCAUCGCCAGCAUCCCGCUGGGCUACCUGGCCUGCUACGCCCAGCUGCGCGUCCUCGACCUGCGCAACAACUCGCUGGCCGCACUGCCCGCCAGGCUGUUCCUGGGCGCCCGCCGCCUCACCCACCUGGACCUCAGCUACAACAACUUCAGCCUGGUGACGGCCGACAUGUUCCUGGAGGCCAGCGAGCUGCUGCGCCUCGACCUCAGCCACAACCCCUGGCUGUGCACGGUGCACCCCAGGGCCUUCCGCGGGCUGGCGCAGCUGCGGGAGCUGGACCUCAGCUACGGGGGGCUGUCGGCCCUCAGCCUGGACGCGCUGGAGGGGCUGACGGGGUUGGUGACCCUCCGGAUCGGCGGCAACCCCUGGGUGUGCGGCUGCGCGAUGGAGCCCUUCCUCAAGUGGCUGAAGAGCCGCAUCCAGCUCUGCACGUCAGAUUCGCAGCUGGCCAAGUGCCAGGCUCCCCCCGAGGUGAAGGAGGUGCCCCUCUUCUCUCUGACGGAGGAGAGCUUCAAGGCGUGCCACCUCACCCUGACCCUGGAUGACUAUCUCUUCAUCGCCUUCGUGGGCUUCGUGGUCUCCAUCGCGUCGGUGGCCACCAACUUCCUGCUGGGCAUCACGGCCAACUGCUGUCACCGCUGGAGCAAAGCCAGCGAGGACGAGGAGGUUUAGGACCACUGUCACUGCCAUGAAGCUGAGCUGAGCUUGAAGCCCCAGCUGCUGGGACAGUGGAGGCGGCAGCAGGGGGGUGCAGGGGAGACCCCAGACCAGGAGCUCGGGGAGACAGAGCAGGGUCUGCAGCCGGAGCAAACCCCAUGUGAGAAAGAACCCCAAAAGCAGCACGUGCCUUGGGGGAUACUGAUGCCCACUGCCUGGGGAGAAAACCACAGAAAUCGCCGCUUUCAGCCCACAAACAGCACUGGUAGAGCAAGAGCCAGCAGCCUCCUGUUCCCCAAAUCCAGCUUGUUCUCUGCAGCUAAGGGCCAAGCCCAAGACAUGGCGCUCAUUGGGGACAGCCCCAGGUGCUGGUGACACUUGCCACAACUUGGACAUGCAGACAGCACCAGAGCUACAAGCGUUGAAGCCCCGCAAGCAUCUCCUUUUACCAGCCACUUCCUACUCCUUCCCCUUCUCCUCUCAAGUUUUGUGCAGGUUUUGGGCCAUACCUGGCACCCAGCCUGGCCAGACAGCUUGGGGAACCAUUGUUGGGAGGCAAAAGGAACUCCAAAGAAAUGAAAAA
Molecule: messenger RNA, 2957 nt
Organism: Tympanuchus pallidicinctus (lesser prairie-chicken)
Lineage: Eukaryota; Metazoa; Chordata; Aves; Galliformes; Phasianidae
Gene: LRRC55
Product: leucine rich repeat containing 55
Exons: 3
Coding region: 1511-2389 (292 amino acids)
Cellular component (GO): voltage-gated potassium channel complex
Molecular function (GO): potassium channel activator activity; voltage-gated potassium channel activity; transmembrane transporter binding
Source: RefSeq, a predicted model, not a curated record